AUGGCGCCUCAGAAACUCAACGAGUACGAACGCAUGCGACUCGAAAAUAUUCGUCGCAACAAUGAAAUGAUGGCUGCACUCAAAGUUCAAUCCAAAGCCACCGCACUCUCCAACCAUUCCAAGAUCGUUACCAAAUCUUACUCUGUAAAAUCGGAGAAAAAACCUAAAAUUGAAACCCCGAUUGUUAUCAGACGCUCACUUCGAACAAGAGGCAUUCCACCCGACUCCAAAGGGUUAGAUUUAGAUGCUAAUUCAGAUUCCAACACUUCCACUCACAAUUCCCCCAAUAAAGUUGAGGAAGUUGUUCGAACUUUGGGUCCUAUUUCCAUGAAGGAUGCUUAUAAAGGCAUCGAUGAUUCCGAUUGUUCUUUCAUUGAAUCUCUUGUUAGUAUUUCCAAUAAGGAAUUUUCAGAAGAACUCAACGGGCCUGUAAAAAAGAAGAAAACUGAGUGUUCUUUUGAGUUGGGAUCUUUGUCUUUGGAUCCUGAAAAUAUAGCACGUGUCCUUCCUGGAAGGAUAACUCAAGUACGGUUUUUCCCUUCCAAGGAUGUUAAUAUGAUUGCAGCGGGUAACAAAUUUGGGGAUAUUGGGUUUUGGAAUGUUGGAGGAAGUGAGAUUUUUUUGUACCAUCCGCACGAGGCUCCCAUUUCUGGGAUUUUGUUUCAACAACACUGCUUGUCUAAGAUAUACACAAGUUGUUAUGAUGGGUUUAUUCGAUUGAUGGAUGCUGAGAAGGAAAUUUUUGAUAUGGUUUACAAUAGUAGUGAUAAUGCAUGUAUAUAUGCUCUAUCACAACCAAAGAAUGAUGCAAACUGUUUAUAUUUCUCUGAGGGUAAAGGGGGUCUGGCAGUUUUUGAUAACAGGAUAGGGAAAUGUUCAUCCUACUGGGAUUUACAUGGAACUAGAAUUAAUACAAUUGAUUUCAACCCUCAAAAUUCUCAUAUUGUAGCUACCAGUUCCUCUGAUGGAACUGCAUGUACUUGGGAUUUGAGAUGUAUUGGAGGGCCUAAGCACACAGCCUUGAGGACAUUUGCUCACAAAAGAUCUGUUCAAUCAGCGUAUUUUUCUCCUUCUGGAUGCAGCCUUGCCACUACAAGCAUGGACGACACAGUUCGUAUAUACAGUGGAGUGAACUUGGAGGAAGAGACUUCUGUUUAUCAUUUCAAUCAGACUGGAAGAUGGCUUUCGACUUUCAGAGCAAUAUGGGGCUGGGACAAUUCACAUCUCUUCGUUGGGAACAUGAAUAGAGGAGUUGACAUUGUCUCAACAGUUCAAAAGGCAACAGUAAAGACUCUAGAGAGCCCACACAUUUCUGCAAUUCCAUGUAGAUUCGAUGCACACUCUUUCAAGGUUGGAAUGCUAGCAGGAGCUACAAGCGGAGGCCAGAUCUAUGUUUGGACAUCAAGCUAA
Lathyrus sativus (Indian pea) is the source of this 1410-nucleotide messenger RNA. The record is from the annotation of a GenBank genome assembly. NCBI's taxonomy places the organism in Eukaryota, Viridiplantae, Streptophyta, Magnoliopsida, Fabales, Fabaceae.